AUCACCCACAUAUACCUUCACUUCUUCUACAUCGAUAAUGGCUGUUCCUAAUCAGCAUGCGACCUCCUUGCGAUUGGCUCAAGGUGCCAUUUUUAAUGGUAAAGGCUUUGAGGAUGCAGCUGGCUAUGCCAGAUAUUUACAUCAGUUUCAAGACCGUCCUUUACAUCCCUCCAUUACUCUUGAUCCAUCAAAGUUCAACAGGUAUGGGAUGGACAUCCCUCGCCUGAUCAAUACCUUAGGCUGGGGUGACAUACUACCUAAUCGAAACUAUGGGUUUCGACCUGAGGUUGUGCGCAUGUUCUAUGCGAAUAUGAAGACCUGCCUUCACAUCUCUCCUCCCUGUUUCACUACAAUAGUGUACAACUAUCUGAUCACUCUCAACGUGGAGUUGUUGUCCCUACUACUGGGAAUACCUAUUUCUGGAGCUGAAGUCAUGAAUGAGCUGGAUUUCCACUCUGUGGAGUUCAACGAAGGAGAUGCCCUGCGCCUGUAUACUCGUGAUAUAGGUCGGUAUUAUCCUUCGGAGUUUCACUCUGGGAGACUUCGUGAUGAUCUCAAGGUUCUGCAUUUUUACACCACUCGACUAUUCCUACCUCGCUCCUUUGGCCUCAAUACCAUUUAUCCAACUGAUUUAUGGAUUCUAGCUAGUGCCAAGGAGAAUCGGGUUAUAAGCUAUCCUCACUUGAUGUUCGACCAUAUGUUGAAUUAUCAUGCUGAUAACUUCGAAGCUGAGCUUCCUUUUGCCCCUCAGAUCACUCAGAUCUUGUUAGCACUGGGGAUUGACUUAAGGUUCAAAGUUGCCCGAGUGGACAUGUUGAGUUCUCUUCGUGCUCAGUUUAUCCUGCGCAAAGUCGAUGCUUCUGUUGGUCGUCGAGGUCCUGUGGUCGUCAAUGCUCCAGGGGGAGACACAGCUGCCCAUGAAUUUCCUGAGGAUGGUCUCAGCCUGGCUGAGCUAGAUGGGGAUGAAGCUGUAAGAGAACCAGAAUUACCUAUAAGAGAUAAUGGCAAGCGACCUAUGGUGGAUCCUCUAGAGGAAGUUCAGGCUAUGUUCAGACAGGAAGAGGCAAGCAGCAGCAGGAACCUGAUAAUGGAGGACGACGAUGAUAUUUCUGAUUAUGUGCCGUCACCCAAAUUUGCCUACUAGAGGAAUAUUGAUCUUAGGGGGAGUACCUAUGUUUGCUUGUUAAGGGAUUAAUAAGUGUAGGGGGAGUCUGGUCGAAAUAAGUUGUGGUUUAGAGUCAGUAUGUGAGAAGUUGUGGUUUAGAGUCAGUAUGUGAGUCAAUAAAGCUCUGUCGGAGCGUGUGUCUUUGUGCCUUAGGAAGGGUAUGUGUUUUUAAUAAUAUAAGUGAGAUCUGAAAACAGAUGUAUUGUUCAAUACUAUUGCAAAGGGAUAUAUCUGGUUUAUCUUAUCUAGAGCAGUCUGCACGUAACCGUGUGUUAUAUGUGUGCAGAAAUUUCUUAGGCAGCUGAUGGGAUCAUUGACUGACUUAGGGGGAGAAUGUUGGAGGAAAGUCAGUCAUGAAUCAGAAGAACAAAGGAAAGAAAUCAGGAUCCAAAUGAGUCUGCAUUAAAAGGAAACAUAGAGCAAGGAAAGAAGAUAUUCUGGGAGCGGAGCAAUUCAUUGAGAGAACACUUACAGGAAAGAAUUCAAAGAAGAGACUUACCAUCCGGAGGAGCAAUUCAUUGAGAGAACACUUACAGGAAAGAAUUCAAAGAAGAGACUUACCAUCCGUGAGCUGCAACGGCUAGUGCCUGAAGAGUAUAAGAAGAAACUCUCUGGAUCAAACGAGGACAACUUUUCUGGGAUCAAUCUUGCAAGAAGAGCUAAAGAGUAUAGCCAGUGAGUUUGAUUAGAAAAGAGAGACUGAUUCAAUCUCAGGAGGGAGAUUGAAUUAGGGAGUGUUGGUCUAAACACGGUAGCUGGAGAGCUGAGUGAAAUCAGGAGAGUGAAGUAUCAAUCGAUUUACAGGAUUGGAUAGAUUGAGUUCAUCGGUGUACAAGUGUAAAACAAUCAAAAGCUUCGAGCCUAGUGCAACGUCGGAAGUCACAGCUGUGUGAUCUUUCGACCGUGGAAUAGUCAAAGUUGGGGAUCAUUUUUACCCAGCUCUGGAAACCACGUAAAAAGUGACUGUGUCUACUCCAUGCUUAGUGUGUUCAUUUUGUUUCUCUGUUUUUGUUACGUUUACUGAGUUUGCAGAAAACAGGGGAAGUGUUCCUCUGAAACAGAACAGAGAAGUAAGGACGAGAAGGUUGAAACGCAGCGAAGCAGAAGAAAAAUUAGUAGUCUUCUGCUUAGGAUAACUAGGCCAGAACCAAAAGGCUUUGGUGCUCACAGAUCAGGCCCAGUAAACAUUAAAGAGUAACAUUAGAAUUCAUUAAAUCUAUUUUUGUUUGAGUAUUUCUAAUUCAGCAUUCGUGUAAGGUUCUCUUCGCUCUUCACUGAUCUGUGCCCAAAAGGAGAGUUAGGGUUUCAGGUGGAAGAGGAGAUAGAAUCGCUCAAAUUGCCCUGGCAUCUCGCGCUCGACGCCAGUAACAAAUUCGAGUCGGGAUAAAGCGCAGCAUCUUCAUGAAACUCGUAAAUGUCGGCGACUUUGAAAGUGCUGGAAAUGUUCUUUGUAGGCGGCAAGUUGAUGAAGCACCGUAAAAGGUUCAUAUUUGCGAGGUUGGAGCUUAGAAUAGGAACCAACAGGGAACCUCUCUUUCCUUAGAAACACCAUGACCUUAUUCCCCGCGGCAAAUACCUUGACACGACGAUGAGCGUCAGCAGCAACCUUAUUCUUUUCGUCGGUGGCUACAAGCUUGGCUUUAAUCCAAAGCUUGGUAUGACAAGUUGAGCAGUUUUUUAAUCCAACAGGGGUUUAGAAGAGGUUAUGUGGAUAAAACAUUGUUUAUCAAAACUGAUCACAGUGACAUUCUGCUAGUUCAAGUUUAUGUUGAUGACAUAAUCUUUGGAUCAACUAGUCAUAAACUGUGUCAGGAAUU
This is a messenger RNA of Linum trigynum, 2982 nucleotides long. The record is from the annotation of a GenBank genome assembly. Lineage: Eukaryota; Viridiplantae; Streptophyta; Magnoliopsida; Malpighiales; Linaceae.